Molecule: messenger RNA, 2766 nt
Organism: Notolabrus celidotus (New Zealand spotty)
Lineage: Eukaryota; Metazoa; Chordata; Actinopteri; Labriformes; Labridae
Gene: naalad2
Product: N-acetylated alpha-linked acidic dipeptidase 2
Exons: 20
Coding region: 77-2296 (739 amino acids)
Molecular function (GO): carboxypeptidase activity
Source: RefSeq, a predicted model, not a curated record
AGUAUCUCUGAGAAUGUGCUCUGCAGACUCAGCUAUGGGAGCGUGUGGGAGCCUCUGAGACCUGCAGUUUUCUAAAAUGAGAAAGGAGAGCAGGUUAAUCCGGUGGAUCUGGUGGAUUGUGGUUGUGACAGCUUUGUUUUUGCUUGGCUUUGUCAUAGGCUGGUUUUCAAAGCCAACAAAUCCAAAUGCUGCAAACAGCAGUGCAUCCAAGAAGUACCUGAGGGAGUUUCUGGAUGAAAUGAAGCCAGAGAAUAUCAGAGAGCAUCUCAGGAAAUUUACACAACUUCCCCACCUGGCUGGUACUGAGCAGAACCUGAGAUAUGCAGAACAGAUCAAGAAAGAGUGGCUGGAGUUUGGAUUGGACUCAGUGGAGAUGGUGCCCUAUGAUGUCCUGUUGUCCUACCCCAACACAUCACAGCCAAAUUACAUCUCGAUAGUCGAUCAGCUCGGCAAUGAGGUUUUUAACACUUCUUUGGCUGAGCCGGUUCCAGAGGGGUAUGAAGAUGUUUCUAACAUUGUGCCUCCAUACAGUGCCUUCUCUGCCAAAGGACAGCCUGAGGGGGAGCUGGUGUAUGUGAAUUAUGGCCGUACAGAAGACUUUUUACAGUUGCAGAGGGAGAGAAAUAUCAAUGCCACUGGGAAGAUUGUUAUUGUCAGAUAUGGGAAGAUAUUCAGAGGCAAUAAGGUGAAGAACGCAGUAUUAGCUGGAGCAAAAGGGAUCAUUAUGUUCUCAGACCCUGCGGACUACUGGGCUGCUGGAGUCCAGCCCUACCCUGAUGGCUGGAACCUGCCCGGUGGAGGAGCCCAGAGAGGAAAUGUUCUCAACCUGAAUGGAGCAGGAGACCCACUAACACCAGGGUACCCUGCUAAAGAAUAUACCUACAGAUUGAGCCCUGAGGAUGGAGUGGGACUUCCCAAGAUUCCUGUCCAUCCCAUUGGCUUCCAUGAUGCUAUUCAUCUGCUGAAGAACAUGGGAGGAGAAAUCCCACCCAACAACUGGAAAGGAGCUCUGAAUGUCUCCUACAGACUUGGUCCAGGCUUUACAGACGACUUCAAGAACCAGAAGGUGCGUAUGAACAUCCACACCAACAACCAGGUAACCAGGAUCUACAACGUCAUUGGCAGGAUAAGAGGAGCUCUGGAGCCAGACAGGUAUGUGAUUCUGGGAGGGCAUCGCGAUGCUUGGGUGUUUGGAGGAAUUGAUCCCAUGUCUGGUGCUGCAGUGGUCCACGAAACUGUCAGGAGUGCUGGGAGACUACUAAGUAAAGGCUGGAGGCCUAGGAGGACUAUAAUAUUUGCCAGCUGGGAUGCAGAGGAGUUUGGACUGCUGGGAUCUACUGAAUGGGCAGAGGACAACGCCAAGCUGCUGCAGGAGAGAGCUGUAGCCUAUAUCAAUGCCGAUUCUGCCAUAGAGGGCAUGUACACCCUGAGGGUCGACUGCACACCAUCACUACACACUUUAGUGUAUGACCUCACCAAACAGAUAGACAGUCCAGAAGAAGAUGAGGAGGGAAUGUCUCUUUAUGAGAGUUGGCAUAAGAGGGACAACUGGACGAAUGAGCGUGAUGCACCAAGGAUCAGUAAACUUGGGUCAGGAAGUGACUUUGAGGCCUAUUUUAUCCGUCUGGGAAUCGCUGCCGGCAGAGCAAGAUACACAAAAAACAAGAAAACAGAGCGAUACAGCAGCUACCCAGUCUACCACAGUGUGUACGAAACUUUUGAGAUAGUGGAGAAGUAUUACGACCCCUCAUUCAAAAGGCUACAGGCAGUGGCCCAGGUGAGAGGCGGGCUAAUCUUCCAACUGGCUGAUUCCAAGCUCCUCCCGCUUGAUGUUAAGCAGUAUGCAUUCUCACUGAGGAAGUACGCACAGAGUAUCUCACAGCUGGCACAGAGGCACCCAGAAGAGAUGGAGACAUAUGAGGUGUUGUUUGAUUCUUUGUUUUCUGCUGUGAAAAACUUCACUGUUGCAGCCGGUGACUUUCAUGAGCGCCUGAAGACUCUCAACAGAGCAGAUCCUCUGCAGGUACGCAUUAUGAAUGAUCAGCUCAUGUAUCUGGAGAGAGCCUUCAUAGACCCACUGGGCUUACCUGGUAGACCGUUCUACAGGCAUGUGAUUUUUGCUCCCAGCAGUCAUAAUAAAUACGCAGGCGAGUCGUUCCCUGGGAUCUAUGAUGCAUUGUUCGACAUCGAGAACGCGGCUGACCCACAGAAGUCCUGGGAGGAAGUAAAGCGUCAAAUCAGCAUUGCAGCAUUCACUGUUCAUGCUGCCGCCAUGACCCUAACACCACCUGCAUGAGGUCCAGAUAGUCUGAUACCCAUUGACAAUUAUGUUUUACAACUAGAGUGGAAGAAAAAAAAACCGCACCAAACACAGCAAUGGACAAUCCCGUUUUCCUGAUGCAGCCAUGAGCCAGGAUUUUUGAGUCAUUUGGUAUAAAACUUUCUUAUAACUUUUAGUGUCUUAUUUGUCACAAGGCUAUAGAAAAUAUAUAAUUUAUGUGGGGUAUUUGUCUACAAUGUUGUUGUUUUGUAAUUUUUGUUUUGUUGUUUUGUAAUAAUAACAGUAUUUUGCUAAAACGGUGUAAUAACAAACAAACCUACCUUACAUGUGUCAGUAAAAACUGAUAUCUUCUCCAUGCAAUGAUCUGAGAAAAACGGUUGAACAUGUCAUUAAAGGCACAAGGAGUUGUAUAUACAUGCUUGAAUUAACAUGUAUCUAAUAUGCAUACUUGUUUUUUUUUCUUAUUAAAAGUUUUGCACUUAGGA